AUGGCCGAGCUGCUGCGGAGCCUGCAGGAUCCCCAGCUGGUCGCCCGCUUCCAGCGCCGCUGCGGGCUCUUCCCGGCGCCGGAAGAAGACCCCCGGGAGAACGGCGUGGGCCCCGCCGAGGGCGCAGCGCGGGACGCUGGGGCCGGGCAUCUCCCCGCCGCCAGCGGCAAGUGCGCCCGGGAGCUGGCCAACGGGCUUCGGAGAGCGGCGAUCCCGCAGUCUUAUAUCCAGAAGUAUGUUGUGAAGAAUUACUUCUACUACUACCUGUUCCGGUUUUCGGCCGCCUUGGGUCAAGAAGUGUUCUACAUCACCUUCCUGCCCUUCACGCAGUGGAACAUCGAUGCUUAUUUAUCCAGAAGGCUGACCAUCAUAUGGGUUUUGGUGAUGUACAUUGGCCAGGUGGCCAAGGAUAUCUUGAAGCUGCCCCGGCCCUCCUCCCCGCCCGUUGUGAUUCUGGAGAAGAGAAUGGUUGCUGAGUAUGGGAUGCCGUCCACCCACGCCAUGGCAGCCACUGCCAUUUCCUUCACCUUCCUGAUCUCAACCUUGGAGAGAUAUGAGUAUUCUUUUGUAUGGGGACUGAUGGUGGCCGUGGUGUUUUCGACCUUGGUGUGUCUCAGCCGGCUCUACACUGGAAUGCACACAGCCCUGGACGUGGUAGGUGGCGUCCUGAUCACCGCGCUCCUCAUUGCCCUCACCUAUCCGGCCUGGACCCUCCUGGACCACCUGGACUCGGCCAGCCCUCUCUUCCCUGUGUGUGUCCUCGUUGUGCCAUUUUUCUUGUGUUACAAUUACCCCGUGUCCGACUACUACAGCCCAACCCGAGCAGACACCACCACCGUUCUUGCUGCCGGGGCCGGAGUGAACAUAGGGUUCUGGAUCAACCACUUCUUCCAACUCAUGUCCAAGCCCACAGACAUAGUCCCCGCUGUUCAGAACAUUCCUCCGCUCACCCUGGAGGUGCUGGUUCUGAGUGUGACCAAGUUUCUUGUGGGAAUCGUGUUGCUCCUCCUGGUUCGCCAACUGGUCCAAAAUCUCUCGCUGCAAGUGCUGUACUCGUGGUUCAGAGUGGUCAUCAGGAACAAGGAGGCCCGGCGGAGACUGGAGAUUGAGGUGCCGUACAAGUUUGUCACCUACACAUCCGUCGGCAUCUGUGCCACAACAUUCGUCCCGAUGCUACACAGGUUCUUGGGAUUACUGUGA
Messenger RNA from Elephantulus edwardii (Cape elephant shrew), 1200 nucleotides. It is a transcript of the gene SGPP2, whose product is annotated as sphingosine-1-phosphate phosphatase 2. Gene Ontology annotation, molecular function: sphingosine-1-phosphate phosphatase activity. Gene Ontology annotation, biological process: sphingosine metabolic process; phospholipid dephosphorylation. Gene Ontology annotation, cellular component: endoplasmic reticulum membrane. The transcript has 5 exons. NCBI's taxonomy places the organism in Eukaryota, Metazoa, Chordata, Mammalia, Macroscelidea, Macroscelididae. The record is from RefSeq and is a predicted model, not a curated record. Bases 1 to 1200 code for a protein of 399 amino acids.